Penicillium vulpinum is the source of this 921-nucleotide messenger RNA. RefSeq names its product prohibitin subunit PHB2. Bases 1 to 921 code for a protein of 306 amino acids. Gene Ontology annotation, cellular component: mitochondrion; membrane. The record is from RefSeq and is a predicted model, not a curated record. Gene Ontology annotation, biological process: mitochondrion organization. Lineage: Eukaryota; Fungi; Ascomycota; Eurotiomycetes; Eurotiales; Aspergillaceae. The transcript is spliced from 4 exons.
AUGUCUCAAAAUCAACGAGAGGCGUGGGAGCGCCUGCAAAUUAUGCUCUCCAAGCGCAAGGCCGGCUUCGGUGGUAUGCCAUCCGGUGGUGGCCGAGGAGGCAUGGGACUUGUCGGAACUCUCAUUCUGGCUGGUAUUGGCACCUACGUCGCGUCAAAUUCUCUCUUUAACGUGGAUGGUGGUCACCGCGCUAUCAAAUAUUCACGCUUAGGAGGUGUCCAAAAAGAAAUCUACAAUGAAGGAACCCAUUUCCAAAUCCCCUGGUUCGAAACACCGAUCAUCUACGAUGUCCGUGCGAAGCCUCGCAGCAUCCCUUCGCUCACUGGUACCAAGGACCUACAAAUGGUGAACAUCACCUGCCGAGUCCUGUCCAGACCCCGUGUCGAUGCCCUGCCCCAGAUUUACCGAACCCUGGGUCAAGACUUCGACGAGCGUGUUCUGCCCUCGAUCGUCAAUGAGGUGUUGAAGAGCGUUGUUGCUCAGUUCAACGCCAGCCAGUUGAUCACACAGCGUGAGAACGUCGCCCGUUUGGUGCGGGAGAACCUGGCUCGUCGGGCUGCCCGAUUCAACAUUGCUCUGGACGAUGUCUCCUUGACACACUUGACAUUCUCCCCCGAGUUCACGGCCGCAGUUGAGGCCAAGCAAGUCGCACAGCAAGAUGCUCAGCGUGCUGCAUUCAUGGUCGACAAGGCCCGCCAAGAGAAGCAGGCCUUCAUUGUCCGCGCACAGGGUGAGGCCCGCUCCGCCGAGCUUAUUGGUGACGCCAUCAAGAAGAGCAAGAGUUACAUUGAGCUCCGGAAGAUCGAAAAUGCCCGUCAAGUUGCUCAGAUUCUGCACGAGAGUGGCGGCAAGAACAAGCUCUACCUGGACAGCCAAGGAUUGGGCCUGAAUGUCAACGCCUCCAGCGAGGAAGGCAAAUAA